AUGGCUGAGAAACACUCCUCAUCAUCCCUUGGGAUUUUUUCUAGGAAAUCUAUGUUUUGCUUGUUUUCGUUCUCCUCUGCCCUGUUUGCGUUGUCUUGGUUUUUUGUGUUGCGUUCCACCGGCAGUGCUGGAUUUAUUGACCUUAGCUUGUUACCUCGUCCUAAGCUUAGUUCUGUGAUUGAUAAUGGCAAUUAUGCAUCCUGGAAUCGCAAUGAUGUUGAACCCUCAACUGGAAAUCAAGCACGAGCAAUUCUUGUAGACAAUGAAGGAGAUGAAGGAGAAGAAGAAAAAUCUCAAAAGGAAGAUGGUUUAGGAGAUGUGAAAUGCAACAGUUUCGAUAAUAAUUGCAAAGAAGUUCUUAAGGUUUUCAUGUAUGAUUUGCCUUCUGAGUUUCAUUUUGGACUCUUGGAUUGGAAACCUCAGGGGGAUAGUGUUUGGCCUGAUCUUAGAGCUAAAGUGCCUGAAUAUCCGGGUGGGCUGAACUUGCAACAUAGUAUUGAAUAUUGGCUUACAUUGGAUGUUCUUGCUUCAGAGAUUCCUGGCAUUUCUAGAGCUGGUAGUGCAGUAAGAGUUCGAAAUUCUAGUGAAGCUGAUGUUGUAUUUGUGCCAUUCUUUUCUUCUUUAAGUUAUAACCGAUAUUCCAAGGUGAAUCCACACCAAAAGAAGAGCAAGAACAAAUCAUUGCAAGAAAAGUUGGUCAGGUUCGUGACUUCUCAAAAAGAAUGGAAGAGGUCCGGGGGGCGAGACCAUGUUAUUUUGGCUCACCAUCCAAAUAGCAUGCUGGAUGCAAGGAUGAAGCUAUGGCCGGCAAUGUUCAUACUUGCAGACUUUGGGAGGUAUCCUCCAAACAUAGCAAAUGUUGGCAAAGAUGUGAUUGCACCAUACAAACAUGUAAUUAGAAGCUACGCCAACGACUCAUCUAACUUUGACAGCCGCCCAACUUUGCUGUAUUUUCAAGGAGCCAUAUACAGGAAAGAUGGUGGUUUUGCUCGGCAAGAAUUAUUUUAUCUUCUAAAAGAUGAAAAAGACGUGCAUUUUCAGUUUGGGAGUGUACAAAAGGAUGGAGUGAACAAAGCUUCUCGAGGAAUGCACUCCUCCAAGUUCUGCCUUAACAUAGCAGGUGACACACCGUCGUCAAACCGCCUCUUUGAUGCCAUUGCUAGCCACUGUGUUCCGGUCAUCAUCAGUGAUGACAUAGAGCUCCCUUAUGAGGAUGUCCUUGACUACUCUCAAUUCUGCAUAUUUGUUCGCACGUCAGAUGCUGUCAGAGAAAAGUUCCUUGUAAAUCUUAUCAGGAGUAUUAAGAAGGAUGAAUGGACUAGAAUGUGGCAGAGGUUGAAAGAAGUAGAAAAUUUCUUUGAGUUUCAAUACCCAUCAAAGGAAGGUGAUGCAGUUCAAAUGAUAUGGCAGGCUGUAGCGAGAAAAGUUCCUGUAAUUAGGUUGAAGGUACAUAAGUUUAGGCGAUUUUCACGUUUUGGCACCCAUAAAGAUGGAGAGUUAAGAAAAAUACCAAUACCUAGUGUUGAUAGAUUAAGAUCCUUAUUUGAAGAAGAAGAGUAUAAUGAGUCACCACUGGCAAUAGCAUCAUCAGCGUGGCCAGGAAGUCCUGCUCAGUGGUAUUACAAUGACCUUGCUGGGUUUAGAAGUUUUGCAUCAACAAAGGGCCUUUUAAAUUCAAAACGACAAUCUUCCGUUGUCGUCCAUGCUAAAGCGAAAACAAAAGCUAAUGAGAAAGCAAAGGCAUCACUACCUCUUUCUUUCCCUGUCACAGCCACUGUAGAAACAGUAGUAGAAGAAGAAGAAGCAGAGGAAUUUGAUGCUGUCAACAUAGCAGAGGAUGUCACCCAGUUGAUAGGGAGAACACCAAUGAUAUAUCUUAACAAAGUUACAGAGGGCUGCGUUGCGAAUAUUGCUGCUAAACUUGAAUCUAUGGAACCUUGUCGAAGUGUCAAGGAUAGAAUUGGUUAUGGUAUGGUGUCUGAAGCUGAAGAAAGUGGAGCAAUUUCUCCUGGGAAGGUAGUCGGAGUGGAGCCUGCUGAAAGGAGUAUAAUCUCUGGAGAAAACUCAGGUUAUGUGCCAAACAUCUUAGAUGUUAAAUUGCUUGACGAGGUUGUCAAGGUCACAAAUGACGAAGCUGUUGAAAUGGCAAGGAGAUUGGCUUUGGAGGAAGGUUUACUGCUUAAUUUUAAUCCUGGCUGA
Messenger RNA from Dovyalis caffra, 2199 nucleotides. NCBI's taxonomy places the organism in Eukaryota, Viridiplantae, Streptophyta, Magnoliopsida, Malpighiales, Salicaceae. The record is from the annotation of a GenBank genome assembly.